Durio zibethinus is the source of this 2028-nucleotide messenger RNA. RefSeq names its product RING-H2 finger protein ATL60-like. Lineage: Eukaryota; Viridiplantae; Streptophyta; Magnoliopsida; Malvales; Malvaceae. The record is from RefSeq and is a predicted model, not a curated record. Gene Ontology annotation, biological process: protein ubiquitination. Gene Ontology annotation, molecular function: transferase activity.
UAGAGGUCAUAACAAGUCGCAGCUCAACCCCCUUUCUCUAAUCUCUUUCAAAGCAAAUCCAAAAAAGUAUCUCUUUCUUUGAUUCUUUCAAUAUCAAAGUCCUCAAAGUGGACAUUUUCUUUUUGGGAUCUUUUCCUUGAAUUCUCUUGAAACUUAUAUCCACAUUUUCUUUCCCCCUUUAAAACCCACCUAUACAAACUUCUCUCCAUUGCCUUGGUUUCAGAAUUUAAGCCCAUUUCUCAUGUGGGGUUCUCCUCAUUUCCUUCCAUUUGUCUCUAUUUGUUUGAUUACUUUCUUUACAUGUUAAAUCCUAGUUGGCUUAGGAAAUUUUAGGCCUUUUCCCACCUCGGUAUCCUUCAUUUGGAAACAAAAUCCCAGUUGGGUUCUGCAAUUUUGGACUGUUUCUAAUUGAGUUAGUUCUCAUUUCUUUCCACAUAAUAGAAUUAGAUCAAAUCUUUUUGCAAAAUUUUACUUCAAUUCUCAUCUGAGUAUCUCUCAUUUCCCAAGAAACAAAAUCCCAUUUUGAUGCUGCAAUUCUUGGCUGUUCCUUAUACAGUUUGCUCUUAUUUGUUUGCUCAUUAGAAGUAUAAAAAUCAAAUCCUUUUACAUAAUUUCACUCAAAUUCUCCUCUCAUUUCCUGAAAAGUUAAAAGCUUUGUCCUUUUUUCAAGCCAUGGAUAAACCGGGUUUUGAUGAAUCAACAGCAGUGGCAAUAACAGGGAAGAUCAUGGUCAUAGCCAUAAUAGUUCUUUUUUUAGUGGUGCUUUUUCUGCUUUUGCUUCAUCUUUAUGCUAAAUGGUUUUGGUGGCGCAUUGAAGAACCAAGUGCUCCUCCUUCACGCCGCAACCGACGUCGAUUUGUCUUUGCUCCAGGGCAAGACACUGCUCAUCCUCUACGUGCAACUAAAGGUCUUGAUUCUAAAAUUCUUGCUUCCCUUCCUAUGUUGAUGUUUCGUCCAGAAGAGUUCAAAGAAGGACUUGAAUGCGCCGUUUGCUUGUGUGAGCUUGUAGAAGGAGAGAAAGCUAGGCUGCUUCCUAAAUGCAACCAUGGUUUCCACGUUGAUUGUAUUGAUAUGUGGUUUCAAUCACACUCCACUUGUCCUCUUUGUAGAAACCUUGUUGUUGCUGUUGAAUUUGAGAAUUCAACUUCUUUUCUGUCAGGAGAUGAAGUUAAUGGUCAUGUUCAGUCUCCACAUGAUGGUUUGGCUUCUGAGCAUUCGACAGAUUCUCCUAGUUUUCCUACAAAUGUGUUGUUUUGGGGUAAUCAAGCUCAGGUUAGUAGUGGUGGUGCCGAGGGUGCCCGUGCGUCUGCUUCUAAUUCUGGUUCUUUUGCUUCGUCUUCCUUGACAUCUGGUAGUGGUAGGCAAGAAGGGAUGUCGGUGAUUGAUGUUCCUAUGAAUGUAAAUGAGAACUUUCCGGAGGAGGAAUCAAAGUCUCCAUUGCCUACAAGAUUAAGGUCUUUGAAGAGACUUUUAAGCAGGGAAAAAAGGGUGGCUCCUAGUGGUUCAGGAAGCAGUUCUGUUGAUGUUUGAAGUUACCAAGGGUGGAUCCUAGGAGCUGAUUUUCUUGAACAUGUACUUUUCAAUAUCAGAGCAGAAAUGGUCGGAGAUGAUCAAAUUGAACUCUUACCAUCCUUGAGAAUUGUGGGGUUUUCUUGGGAAACAACAAUUUUGCUCAAUAAUAUAAGUUGGGCAUUUUGAAGCAUUGAGUCUCUUCUCCAAGAUGUUGGUAUUCUGUUGCUGAAAAAGGGUUUGACAAAUGCUUAAAAUAGGUGGUGUCUUUGAAGAGGGUGGUCUUCUCUGAAUCAGAGGUGAAAGAAUCCAUCUUUUCCUCAAAAUAUGUAUAAAAAACAAUUACUUCUUUUGCAGAAGACUUUGUUUCUCUCUGGAUUCAUGUAUUGUAAAGCUAUCAAAUCCAAUUCCACAACAUUUUUGUUGUUUAUUGUGCCUUACAGUUAAGUAAUUAGUUUCUAAUUUUUUUUGUAAGAUUUUCCAAAUGUGCAUAGAAUCGAACUGCAACAAUUUAAAAAA